AAUCAUGCUCUUCUUCUUCAUUUUCAUUUUGGUUGGGCUUCCAUCAUUCCCAUUGCUCACAUUUAGGCCAAUCCAGAAAACUUCUUCAUAAUGCAACAGGGUAUAGUUUAUGAUAUAGGUCCCAUUCUUCAUUCUUGGGCGCCCCAAUCGGUCUAAAAUUUUAUGAUUAUGGUGAUUAUUUGAUCUCCCUCUGAGGUUUUAGUUCCAAUCUGACUGCUCUGACCAGAAAGAACCGAAGAUUUUCCCAUUAAACAGAAUCUCCGUUACAAAGACUCGAUUGCUCUUACCUAAAGAAACUACCCGGGAAUCUCCAUUACAAAGAUUCUAUUGCUCACAAAUCUUUUUUGCCAAGAUGCUACUUUCUCACCAUCCAUCCAUUCCCAACUCUCCUUUGAAGUCAAGAUUUAAUCUUCUUUGCCUCAACACACAGCUUCCAGAGCUAUCCAUUCCCUACGCAGCAGCAUUCAAUAAUAAGCCUACUACAUCCUUCACCAUAAACCAAUAUCCCUCUAAGAAUCUCAAACCUCUCCUUUUAACUGCACAAUGUACACCCAGAAGUUUGGAUCUUCCUAUUGUUACUCUUGAUGAUGAGGAAAAUAAUGUUGAAACACUGAAGAAUCAGUCACCACAAGAAUCCCAACAAGAAGACAAAGGGAAGAGCUUCUGGGGUGCUGUUAGUUUAAUUAUUGGUACUGCAGUUGGGCCUGGAAUGCUGGGUUUACCAGCUGCAACAAUAAAAUCAGGUCCACUUCCAUCAACCAUUGCCAUUCUUCUUUCUUGGGUUUAUGUUAUUUCCUCCAUCAUUCUUGUGGCAGAGCUUAGUUUUGCAGCAAUGGAAGAAGAUGGGCUUGCAGAGGUGAGCUUUACUGGCCUUGCAACAAAGGCGUUAGGAAGUCAUUUUGGUGCUUUUGUUGCGAUCAUUUACGCCUCCCUUAGUUUUUCUUUGUUAGUGGCUUGUGUUUCAGGCAUUGGUUCAAUAGUGUGUCAAUGGUUUCCCUGGAUGAAUUUGGUAUUGGCUCACGCUUUGUUUCCUCUUGCCGUUGGGACUGUUAUUAUGUUCUUUCCGUUUAAGGUCAUUGAUGUUACAAACAGGCUUUUGUGCUUCCUCAUGCUUUUCUCCAUAACUGCAUUAGUAGCCAUUGGUUUAUCUGUGGCCAGAGCAAAUGUAAUAGGCUCCUUUGCUCAUGCCUCGUGGAGUCUGUCAUCAAUUUUGCCAGCUAUACCUGUUACUGUACUCACAUUAGGCUUCCAUGUCAUCACUCCUUUUAUUUGCAAGAUUGCUGGAAAUUCUAUAACUGAGGCUCGAAAAGCAGUACUUAUUGGAGGGGCUGUUCCAUUGAUUAUGGUUCUAUCAUGGAAUUUGAUUGUUUUAGGGCUCGCUGGAACUACCUCAGUUACCUCACCAAAAGACCCUAUAUCCCUCUUACUUUCUGUGAAUCCUUCUGCUUUAUCUGCAGUUCAAGGCUUUGCCUUCUCUGCUUUGGCAACUAGCCUGAUAGGAUAUGCUGUAAGCUUUCCAAAGCAACUCCUUGAUACCUUGGAAUUGAUUUUAGGGAUAACAAGUUUAGAAAAGCAAAACCAUUAUCAGUCUCAGUUGGUCUCUAAUGGUGAUGGCUCUGGGAGAGUUGGUUUUGUGAUCUAUUCAGAUCAGAAGGAUCGUGGAAAUUUUGGGAAAGUUUCAUUUGGAUCAAAUAGUGUUGCUGCCUCAGAAGAUGAACAGCUGUUAAGAAUGACUGAGCUUAAAUCAUUUGAAAUGUUUGUAAUGCCACUAGUGCUUUGUGCUCCAGUUCUUAUAGCUUCCUUUUUCCCUUCAACCUUUUCAAGAGCCCUUGAUUUUGCUGGGGUUUUUGCAAACUGCUUCCUGUUUGGCAUCCUUCCUCCAGCAAUGGCAUACAUACAGCAGUCAAGGAAGAAGCUCAGGUUGUCUAUCCUCCUGGGAGGAGAUGCUACACUUGCACUACUCUUUGGCAUUGCAGUCAUUUUGGGGAUUUGGCAUUAGAUGGCUAGCAGGUAGAUCUAACAGAAAAACAUUGUCUUCCCUGACCGAGACAAAAAUAUCUUCUAUAUAGUCAAGAUCGAUUGAUCAGCUCUAUAUAGCAAUAUUUUUUUUUAUUAAACUACAAACAAUGAGUAGAAAUCAUAUAUCUGCCAC
Durio zibethinus is the source of this 2152-nucleotide messenger RNA. Its product is annotated as Tryptophan/tyrosine permease. Gene Ontology annotation, biological process: amino acid transmembrane transport. The record is from RefSeq and is a predicted model, not a curated record. NCBI's taxonomy places the organism in Eukaryota, Viridiplantae, Streptophyta, Magnoliopsida, Malvales, Malvaceae.